Molecule: messenger RNA, 2752 nt
Organism: Phascolarctos cinereus (koala)
Lineage: Eukaryota; Metazoa; Chordata; Mammalia; Diprotodontia; Phascolarctidae
Product: aldehyde dehydrogenase family 3 member B1-like
Biological process (GO): aldehyde metabolic process
Cellular component (GO): cytoplasm
Molecular function (GO): aldehyde dehydrogenase (NAD+) activity; 3-chloroallyl aldehyde dehydrogenase activity
Source: RefSeq, a predicted model, not a curated record
UUCCUCUGCUUCCCCUGACUGACUGGAGGAAAGAGGGCUGAAGAAGACAGGAAAAUUUAAGCCCAGUUGCAACAUUGCUGAAUCUGCUACUGAGAGCCAGUUGUUAAACAUUCACCAAUACACCCCAAUUCCAAGUGCUACAUUGGUAAUGAUCGAAUACCAGAUGAAUGAAGGUCCCGGAGCUGCCCUGCCGGCCAAGCAGAAUCCCUUGCCCACAUGACAGCCUUUUGAACAACAAAUGUCUGCUCCAGGGGAAGAUCAAGCAGCAGCGCUUGGCAGGCUUGGACCGAGGCGGCAUGUCUGCGAAAGGAAGAAAGGGCUCCGGUCAGGAGCUGAAGCCUGAGCCUGAACCACAGGUGAAUCCCUACGCAGACACCCUGAAGCGCCUCCGGGAUGCCUUCGAUUCUGGAAGAACCCGCCCAGCCGAAUUCCGACUUAUCCAGCUCCGGGGGCUGAGCCGCUUCCUGAACGAAAACCGAAAGUUGCUCCUGGAUACCCUGGCCCAGGAUCUGAGCAAGCCAGCCUUCGAAGCGGAUAUAUCUGAGAUCAUCUUAUGUGAGACUGAAAUCAAGCUUGCUCUGAACAACCUCCACACCUGGAUGAAGGAUGAACGGGUGGAGAAGAAUCUGGUUACCCAGCUGGACUCAGCUUUCAUCCGGAAGGAGCCCUAUGGGGUGACGCUCAUCAUCUCCCCCUGGAACUAUCCGUUGAACCUCUUGCUGAUGCCUUUAGUGGGGGCCAUUGCUGCAGGUAACUGUGUGGUUUUAAAGCCCUCAGAGAUAAGUAAGAGCAUGGAGAAGGUCAUUGCUGAAGUGCUACCCCAGUACCUGGACAAGAACUGCUUUGCCACAGUGCUGGGAGGCCCCCAGGAGGCCACGAUUCUGCUCAAGAACAGAUUUGACUACAUCUUCUUCACAGGAAGCCCCCGAGUAGGCCGGAUCGUCAUGUCCGCUGCCUCCAAGUACCUGACCCCCAUCACACUGGAGCUGGGAGGGAAGAACCCCUGUUACGUGGAUGACAACUGUGACCCCCAAAAUGUGGCCAACCGUGUGGCCUGGUUCCGUUUCUUCAACGCGGGACAGACGUGCGUGGCCCCAGACUACAUCCUGUGUACCCGGGAGACACAGGAGAAGCUGCUGCCUGCCCUGCAAAAUGCAGUGACCCAGUUCUAUGGGAAGGAUCCUCAGGGUUCCCCAGACCUGGGCCGCAUCAUCAGUGACAAGCAUUUCCACAGGCUUCGAGGCCUGCUGGGCAAUGGCCGAGCAGCCAUUGGCGGCCAGUCAGACGAGCAGGAACGCUACAUUGCCCCCACGGUGCUGGUGGAUGUGAAGGAGACAGACCCCGUGAUGCAGGAGGAGAUCUUUGGGCCCAUUUUACCCAUCCUGAAUGUGCAGAGCAUCGAUGAGGCCAUUGCUUUCAUCAGGAAGAGAGAGAAGCCUCUGGCCCUAUAUGCCUUCUCCAAGAAUUCCAAGGUGGUGAAUAAGGUUCUGGACCAGACCAGCAGUGGCAACUUUGGGGGAAAUGAUGGCUUCAUGUUUAUGACAAUGACAUCCAUGCCUUUUGGGGGAGUUGGUCACAGUGGGAUGGGCGAAUACCAUGGCAAGUUCACCUUUGACGCAUUCUCCCACCGGCGUGGUUGCCUCCUUCGUAGCCCAUACCUGGAGAUGAUCGACAAGAUUCGCUACCCACCCUACUCCCCGGGGCAUCAGAGGCUGCUGGUGUGGAUUUUGGAGCACAAACUGAGCUUCCCUUGCUCCAUCCUGUGAACCGCCUCAUCAUCCUUGACCUUCCCUGGACCUGCAGGCUUGGGAGGGCAGUACCAGGCCUCCCCACUUGUAUUGGGUGUUCUCCCUGUCUCUCACAACUUCAGAUACCCUACCUGAGCCCCAUCAUAGUAACCUGCUUGGCCCUAGGCCUUCCCACCCUGACCUGGAAAGAAAUGGUGUUUUCACGUAAGAGAUGUGAUUAAUAGAUCGUAGGCUCACAGAUCCAGCUCUGGAGAGGAACUUGGAGGACAUCAGUCCAACCCUAUCAUUUUAUGGAUGAAGAAACUGAGUCUAAGGCUAAGGGAUUCCCCAAGAUCACACGAGCAGUAAAUGACAGAAACAAUUCAAACUUGGGUCCUGGGACCUUUCUCAUUGCACCACAUUGCCUUCUCACAUAGCCAAUGUCAUCCAUCACGUCCACUUCAGAAAACCAUGCUGUCAUAGCUGUAGGUCACCUCUCCAACCCCCUAAUGACUUAUGUGCAAUCAGGACUCUGGGGCUAUCUUAUUGGCCAUGGUUCUGGGGAGCUUGGUAUUACUGCAGAGGGAUCAUGGGUCACACAGGUAGUGUUGGUGUCAGUAUCUGAACCCAGUUCCUCUGACUCUUUUCACUGUGCCAUACUGCCUAGGCUAAACCUUGCUUACCUGAAGCAACGUGAGGAAUUUCUCAUGGGAAACCUCAUUGCCUCUGGGCAGAACAAUAGCGAGCAUGUGUACCCAUCUGCAGUGAUCCAUUUUCCUAUCAAGAACAUUCCUUGUUUAAAGAACGUCCCCAGCACAACUGCAGCACUGAAUGGCGAACACAACUUUGUCUUCCUUCGUUUGUCCCAAGUUCCUACCUGUCUGCUCCUCUUCCCACGGGUGACUUUUCCCUUUAGCCUGUUCACAGAGGAGCUCCUUCUAGAGCUCUGAGGAUACUCAGACUUGGUCCGUUUUUGAAUUCUUUAUCCCUCAUAGCUGUAAUAAAGAAUACCUUGUUGGAGUCAA